Messenger RNA from Pyricularia oryzae 70-15, 1272 nucleotides. RefSeq names its product S-formylglutathione hydrolase. Gene Ontology annotation, molecular function: S-formylglutathione hydrolase activity. Gene Ontology annotation, cellular component: cytosol. Lineage: Eukaryota; Fungi; Ascomycota; Sordariomycetes; Magnaporthales; Pyriculariaceae. The record is from RefSeq and is a predicted model, not a curated record. The transcript is spliced from 3 exons. Gene Ontology annotation, biological process: formaldehyde catabolic process. The coding region runs from base 98 to 961 and encodes 287 amino acids.
AUUUUUCUACCAACAACCAUCUUCUGUCAUCAAAAGUCUUACACUAUAUCCAGUAAAAUUUCUCUGUUUGACAAAGUAAACUAAUACUCCCCUCAAAAUGGCCUUCACAACCAAGGCGACAAUUGCAUCGUUUGGCGGGCGUCUGCUCAAGCUCUCACACCAGUCGUCCGUAACGGGCACCGAGAUGGCAGUGAACCUUUACCUCCCACCACAGGCCAACAAACAAAAGGUCCCGCUGCUCUUCUACUUGUCGGGCCUGACGUGCUCGCCCGAGAACUGCACAGAGAAGGGCUUCUUCCAGCAUGGCGCCUCCAAGCACGGCAUCGCCGUCGCCUACCCGGACACCUCGCCGCGCGGGCUGGGACUGCCGGGCGAGGACGAGAGCUGGGACUUUGGGUCGGCGGCUAGCUUCUACGUGGACGCCAAGCAGGACCCGUGGAAGGGCAAUUAUCGCAUGGAGACGUACAUCACCGAGGAGCUGCCCAGGCUGCUCUACGAGGGCUUCGCCGACAAGCUGGAUAAGGCCAAGGGCAUGAGCAUCACGGGCCACAGCAUGGGCGGCCACGGAGCCCUGUCGCUCUAUCUCAAGCACCCAGCCAUGUACCGCAGCGUGUCGGCCUUUGCGCCCAUUGCAAACCCCAGCAAGUGCCCCUGGGGCGAGAAGGCCUUUGGCGGCUACCUGGGCGACGACAGAGACGAGUGGAAGAAGCACGACUCGACGGAGCUGGUCAAGGGCUGGAACAAGGACCAGGACCUCAAGAUGCUGGUGGACGUGGGCACCGGGGACAACUUUUACAAGCAGGGCCAGUUGCUGCCCGAGAACUUGGAAAAGGCCGUCAAGGAUGCCGGUUUGAAGGGCUUGACUCUGCGUUAUCAGGAGGACUAUGACCAUUCGUACUUCUUCAUGGCCUCUUUUAGCGACGACCAUGUUGCGCACGCAGCCAAGUAUCUUGAUAUCUAAGCUUAUUGGAUAAUUAAACACUUUGUCACAGGAGCCGAUUCACAUGCAAAGACGGAACUAUAUCACUCAUGCAAAGCUGAUGUUAGACAUUGCCAAACAUCGGCCUAGUUUUACAGCCUUGGCCAAAUGUUUUUUUCUAUUUUUUAUUUUUCUUUACAAGCAAAUAAACGUAUUCAAGGAAAAUUGUAUUGCGAAACGAGGGUAUCACCAUGUUGUGUUUGUAUAGCAAAGGCCGAGUUCCCCGUCGUCAAUCGGUAUCCUAGGUAGCCUUCCGUCAAAUAUCAUAACGUCAUAAGAAGACAAAACCGGGG